Quercus robur (English oak) is the source of this 1249-nucleotide messenger RNA. Its product is annotated as 5'-methylthioadenosine/S-adenosylhomocysteine nucleosidase-like. Gene Ontology annotation, molecular function: methylthioadenosine nucleosidase activity. Lineage: Eukaryota; Viridiplantae; Streptophyta; Magnoliopsida; Fagales; Fagaceae. Bases 249 to 1040 code for a protein of 263 amino acids. The record is from RefSeq and is a predicted model, not a curated record. The transcript is spliced from 8 exons. Gene Ontology annotation, biological process: nucleoside metabolic process.
UUUUUAACCCCGUAUCACUUUCACAGAACAGCUCUGCCUCUGUCUGCCUUAUCUUUAUUGGCCGCAAAUCAAAAGGUUCAAACUUUAAUCAACCAAACAACAAACAAACCAACAAAAACAAUACAUACAAAACAGUGAAAACACGAGUCCCCCCAUUUUCUCUCUCUCCCCUAUAUUGUCCCAGGAAAAAUAAAAACUCUAGGAAAAAUAGGACCAGCUAGUCAUUCACAGACAGACGGGAAACAACUAUGGCUUCUCAUGGCAACAAAUCAGAGGAAGAAGCCGCCAUUUCUGAAGCUCCAAACACACCCAUUUCUACCAUCGUCAUCAUCAUAGCUAUGCAGACAGAGGCGCUUCCUUUGGUGAACAGGUUCCAGCUUACUGAGGACCUUGACUCCGUGUUUCCCCAAGGGGUCCCUUGGGUCCGGUAUCGUGGUGUUUACAAGGACCUCAACAUCAAUUUGAUCUGGCCUGGCAAAGAUUCAACUUUGGGGGUUGAUAGUGUAGGCACAAUUUCAGCAUCUCUUGUAACCUAUGCAUCCAUCCAAGCAUUAAAGCCAGACCUAAUAAUAAAUGCAGGCACUGCUGGUGGCUUUAAGGCCAAAGGAGCAGUCGUUGGUGAUGUGUUUCUUGCAGCUGAUUGUGCUUUCCAUGAUAGAAGAAUACCUAUACCUGUUUUUGAUAUGUAUGGAGUUGGUUUACGGCAGGCCCACUCAACUCCCAAUCUUGUUAAGGAACUUAACCUAAAGGUUGGGAAAUUGUCUACUGGUGACUCUCUAGAUAUGUCCCCACAUGAUGAAUCAUCAAUCACUGCAAAUGAUGCUACAGUUAAAGACAUGGAGGGAGCUGCUGUUGCCUAUGUGGCAGAUCUUUUGAAAGUCCCUGCAAUAUUUGUAAAAGCUGUGACUGAUAUAGUGGAUGGUGAGAAACCAACUGCCGAGGAAUUCUUGCAGAAUUUGGCAGCUGUGACUGCUGCACUUGAUAACACAGUCACUCAAGUAAUUGAUUUCGUCAACGGAAAAUGCCUCUCUGAGCUUUGACACUAGUUAUCUUCAGUUCUUGAUCUCUCUGAAACUAUAUUUAACAGUCUCGUAAACUCAGAUCAUAAGUCAUAACAUACCAGAUUUGAUUGGAAACGUGUGAUUUUAAAGGCAUAUAGCUAUAGUUUCAUAGAUUGAAUAGGCAGUAUGUUUGAGACAAUAAACAACCUCAUGGUAAUUUAAUGGAUUUCAUUUGUUUGUACACCUAA